This is a messenger RNA of Arabidopsis thaliana (thale cress), 2212 nucleotides long. RefSeq lists its product as uncharacterized. Gene Ontology annotation, cellular component: membrane. Lineage: Eukaryota; Viridiplantae; Streptophyta; Magnoliopsida; Brassicales; Brassicaceae. The record is from RefSeq and is marked reviewed. Gene Ontology annotation, molecular function: glycero-3-phosphocholine acyltransferase activity. Bases 110 to 1255 code for a protein of 381 amino acids. The transcript is spliced from 8 exons.
AUUUUUAAUUCCGCAUAAAGUAAAAUAUCCUGAAAACAGAAAAAUUCAGUGUUUUCGGAUUCUCCUUUAAAAACGACAAAAGCAUCUACAGAGAAAUCUGACCGCAAUAAUGGCGAAUAACGAAGAUUCAAACUCCAAUGGACUAGACUCGUUUGAUGCUGUUAAACAACGUUUCAAAGAUCGAUCAAAGAAAGUUGUUCAGACGAGAGAGUUGUUGUCUAAACAAGCGGUACAAACGCGUGAGAUCUUAUCGAAACAAGCCGUUAAGAUCGCUAAACAAGCCGAAGAACAUGAGAGAUUCAUCAAUAAGGUGACACAUCUCGUUGGUGUGCUUGGAUUUGGAGGUUUUUGUUUCCUACUUGGUGCAAGACCUCAAGACAUUCCUUUAGUUUACUGUUUCUUCUAUGUGAUCUUUGUUCCUCUUCGAUGGAUAUAUUACCGGUUUAAGAAAUGGCAUUAUUAUCUUCUGGACUUUUGCUACUAUGCCAAUACAAUCUUCUUGGUUGAUCUUCUUCUGUAUCCUAAGAAUGAAAAGCUUUUCAUGGUUUGCUUUUCCUUUGCUGAGGGACCAUUGGCGUGGGCGAUUAUUGUCUGGCGUUGCAGUCUGGUUUUUAGUUCGCCGGAUAAGAUUGUUAGUGUUCUUAUACAUCUCUUACCUGGGCUCGUGUUUUUCACGAUUAGGUGGUGGAAUCCAGCGACUUUUGCAGCUAUGCACCCUGUAGGCACUGAUCGUAGGGUUUCAUGGCCUUAUGUUGAAGACAAAGCUUACCUAUUCACAUGGCUGUUUCUCGUCCCCUUAGUCGUUUAUACUCUUUGGCAAGUGCUCUAUUUUCUAAUCGUCAAUGUCCUGCGUAGGCAGAGACUCCUUAGAGAUCCUGAAGUUAUGACUUCUUACAGAGAGCUGUCGAAGAAAGCUGAAAAGGCAAACAAUAAGUUGUGGCAGCUGAGCGGUCUGCUAGGGGAUCAGAAUCGUAUAUGGAUGUACAUCCUAUUCCAGGCCAUCUUCACGGUGGCAACCAUGGCAUUGACCGUACCGAUCUUCCUAUCUUAUAGACUUCAUGUGAUCUUUCAGAUCCUAAAGAUUUCUGCGGCUGUGUGGAACGGAGGGAGCUUUUUACUAGAGGUAAUGCCACGGCAAGUGAUCCAGAAAGAGAAGAAGAAGAAAGCUGAGAUGCAGCCGAUAGAGGAGCAGAUACUACAUCAUGAAGCUGUGUCACAUCCGACUGAGAAUGAGCCAAAAUCUACUGAAACAUGAUCAUGGUUCUAACAAAAAGGUACAUGUAAAAUAAAGUUUUCAAAGGUGAAUCAUGAUUGGUGUUUUUUUUGUUCCUCAUGUUUUGUUCUAUAACUGUUUGUUUCUCUUGUUGCUAUACAUCAUUCUAAAAGCUUAAUGUAUGUGAAUGAUCUUGUAGUUUAUUUUUUCUAAAGAAACUUGUUAUUUACUCUUUAGCCAAAGUUUUGAUCCUGUUUCGCUAGGACAUUCUGGCCUUAAAAUUGCAUUAUGAGAGAUUUAACUAUAUUUUUAACGCGUUUUCGAGAAAGGAAAAUCUUCGGAUUUCAGCGAAGUAGAUUGGGAUAAGUUCUCCUUGAGACGCGGAUUUUGUUUUCUGUUUCUGCUGUACAAAACAACCAUCACUAAAGAUCAUAACAUUCAUGUGUUUGAUAGUGCAUAGUUCUCGAACAUGUCGUUACCAGCCGCGGAAUAAGCUUAAUAAGUAUGCCGAUAGCAUUAUGAAAUCCAUCAUGUCCGAUACGACUAUUGUUCAGUGGAGAUGAAGCUUAAUAACUUGAGUUCCGCCAAAGAAUUCACUCAAAAAUCGACCAUGAAGAGGAUUUUGAUCGAUGCAAAUCGCCCCUGUAACGAGCUGAUUUGGAAGAAGACUCAAGAACCACCAAUUUGCACCGUACGGUCAAAUUGAGUCAAACCAAACCGAAGAGCCCCCUGAUGUACUUGAAGACUUUCUGCUGAUUAUAUUCACCCUCAUGAAAAGACUACACGACGUUUAGAAGCUGCGACUUUAACUUAGCUCUCGACGCCAUCACCGAAGAUCCUCCAUUAUAGCCUAACGGCUAGAAUCAUCACGCUCCUCUCUUUAUUUCGCAUUAUUCGGUUUCCUUUUCUAAGUUUUAGACCAUUGUUGUACUUUUCAAUUUAAGCUCUUUGAUUCUCUACUUUGUAUUCACGCUUUGAUCAAUUGAAAUUCAGUUUGUU